Paramacrobiotus metropolitanus is the source of this 1880-nucleotide messenger RNA. RefSeq lists its product as uncharacterized. The transcript has 4 exons. The coding region runs from base 248 to 1792 and encodes 514 amino acids. Lineage: Eukaryota; Metazoa; Tardigrada; Eutardigrada; Parachela; Macrobiotidae. The record is from RefSeq and is a predicted model, not a curated record.
UGGAAAUUCGCUGAUUUUUUAAUGGCGCCUAUCGAAAUCAUGGAAUCAUAAAAAAUUAUUUCGUUGAAAUGCUGGGUUUGCUGUUUCGGAUUGCAAGUCCAGUUUCAAAGGCUUUUUUCGGUUGUUAUCGAUAACAGUUGGUUUGCUGUUUGCGCUGAUCUGGAUUUGAGCGCCAGUCGAAGGGUUCUCCAUGCAUCAGCGGACCAUUUAAUUUUAUUUUUCUCAAUCAAUUUUCCUGUGAUCCGCGAUGCUGCCGGCCCUCUUCCCCCGCUGCCUCCGGCACUGUCGCUGCCUGCCGCCCGUGGGCGUCCCUCCUUCGCGCCCCCUCCGCGGCGCCGCGGGUCGCCCGGACCCCCUGAAACCGGACGCCAAGGAGGCCCCCCGCGCCAUGGAGGGUCCGCGCCUCUCCGACUACACCAUCGACGACGUGUGGCAGCGUCCACCCGACAAAUUCCCCGCCGAGCCCCCGGCCAAACCCAAACCCCGCACCCUCAAGGGCCGGGUGGACAAGUACGCCUUCCCCGAGUUCCCCCGCCUCUCCGCUGACAGCCUGCGCCACCGCCGGGACCUGGAACGCCACGCCCCUGCCCCUCCACCGCGCCGUCGGGACCCCGGGGAACCCCAUCCUUGGGCGCGGGCGGGGAUCGACGUGGAGACGGAGGCCGCGGGGUGGCCGCCCCGGAAGCAAGGGGGGUCGGCCGCCCUGGUCCGGGGAGGGGAGCGGGGCGUGUCGGUGUUGGAGCAGAUGGAGGAGGAGGAAAAGGAGGAGGUCGGGGGUGCCCCCCUGGAGCCGGGGAUGGUGGGGUACCGGGCGCGGGAGACGGCGCUGGAGGCGACGGAUUUGUUGCUGGAGCGCAUCCAGAAGGAGCGCGAUCUGGAGGGGAUGCUGCGCGUGGUGGAGCGGCACUACCGCAUUAUGAACCAGAAUCAUCUGCGGGCGGUGGUCAGUUUUAUUGUCGCCGAGCUGCAUGUCAACGGGCUGGAUGAGGAACGCCGACAGACGAUGCACGCCGACCCGCGUUUCCAGAUGCUACUGACGCGACUGCUGCGCAGUCACCGUUUCUUCAACUGUCACGACGUGCUGGAGGUGCUGAAGAUGCUCUCGUACGCGCAGGUGCCGGCCAACAGUCGGGUCCAGCAGUUCUACUUGAAUUUACUGCGCGGCUACAUCAACGAACUGAGCUUCGGGGCGCUGCUCUACACCGGCCAGCUGCUGCAACGCUAUCCCGAUGAUAAUAAUAAACUCGUCGAAGCCUUGCGCGCUGCCAUGCCGGUGGCGUUUGAGCUGCGGUUGGCGCGCGAGCUGGACGCCGACAGUAUCGCGGAGAUCUCGCGGGCGCUGGCCUUCGUGGCCAACUAUCGCGGCCACAUCCGGCACCGGCAGUGCCUGCCGCUGUACGACGCCCUGGACCGUUGGGUGCGCCACCACGAGACCGAUCCCGCGCUGUCGACAGUGCUGCCGCCCCGCGCGGCCGCCGAGCUGUUGAUCCGCAUGGAACGCGCCGCCUACCUCAGCCAUCCCGUCGUCGACAUGGUCCUCAAACUCCUCGGCAGGAGCCACGCCCAUACGCUCACUUCCGACACGGCGCGUUAUCUGCUCAGGAGUGUGCGGUAUUUACGCGGCAAAUACCCGGCGGAAUUCCAUCCCGAGCACCGCAUCCACGCCCUGGAGGAGGAGCUGAGCGGGAUGCUGCCGGACGUUAGCGUCGGCCUGGACCGGGUCGAUUCCGACCUGUUUAAACCGCGGCCGCCCCUCACCGACGCCGCUGCGACGGACACCCAGCCGGCGUGAUAGUUUUGAUUUGUUGUUGACCUUUUCUGCAGUUGUAUGUACUUCAUUUAUGGCAUGAAAAGUUGGAAUAAAGAAUGAAUAAAAUUGG